GGGGGACUCCGACCACUUUCGACCUACGUCAUCAAUCAGGUAGGGGAUAGGGCCUGAAUUUAGGCCGAUCUCACCACCGAGAGCACCUGCAACAGACGAUCCAUGGAAUGAAGCCUUCCAGCGUACAAAUCAAGACAAAUUGAUUUGGUACUCCGUACAAUGGGUUUCGUCGCCGGCUUCGUAUGGCACUCCUCCCCUCUCCUGCCCUCUUCCUCUCAAACCUCUCUCAACUAACAGGAACCUCCAAAAAACAAAAAAAGACAGGCGGCGUAACCCUGACCCUCUCGCUCACCUACCUAGCACUACUCACGCACGCGCGAAACCGGGAAGCGCAGUCGGCCGUGCUGCGCGCGCAGAUCUCGACGCUCGACGCGCUCGUCCCGCCCGACCCCGCCCACCACCGCCGCCGCCGCAACGCCACCGUGCUCCUGCCCGACGGCACCUACCGCCCGCGCGAGAGCCUGGCGCAGUACGAGCGCGAGCGCGCGCGCGCCGGCCCCGUCGGCUCACUCGUCGAGACCGCCAAGACCCGCUGGAACGGCGAGGUGCUGGCUGCCGUGCGGUGGGCGCAGGAGAAGGAUUGGGGGCGGGUGCGCGAGGAGGCGGAGGAGGGGGUUGCGAGGUUACUUGGAGUGGAGUUGUCGCGGGAGCCGGUCCCGGUGGAGGAACAGGGUGCUGAGAGGGCGGUGAGGACGCAAGAAGGGGGCGGCGAAGGGCGACACGAGGCGGCUCACAAGGUGAGCGAGGCGCUGCAGCACGCGCGGGAGAAGACGGCGGUUGUUGCGCGGGCGAUGGGGCAGGAGGCGAAGGAGGUCGUGUCCGAGGCGCGGGAGGUGGUAGCGACGGGCGUGGAGAAGGCCGAGGAGGCGGUUGCGAAGCGGAUGGGGAAGGCGCAUGAUUUCGUGGAGAGGACAAAGGGGGCGGCACAUCUCGCCGAGGACAAGGCUGAGGCGAAGGCCGAUGCCAAGCUGCUCCAUGUUUCCGACAUUGAGAAGGCGCUGGCGGAAAGAUACGACAGUGCACGGCGGGAGGAGCGGAUGAAGAGGAGUGUGCAGGAGGUAUUAAACGAGCGGUACAUCCCCAUGGACCAGCGGGAUAACUCUCAGCUGCGGCUAGUAUAAUCAGUCGCCGCUUGCUGGUCGGAAGGGCUGCUGCUCCGUGGUCGCGGACUAUGUUGAUACAGCAAGCGGACGAAACGUUGAACGAUCCGUGGGCCCAAGGGCAGCCUCAUGAACGCUGGCUUCUGCCAGCGCUUAAUAUGCGAGUCCAGUACUGUAUUCUAUCACCGGCACCCCCGGAGGUCGCGGGUUGAAUCCCUGCCCGUCAACCCCAAGUCGGGGUUUUCGAAGCUGGCCGCCU
Molecule: messenger RNA, 1359 nt
Organism: Thermothielavioides terrestris NRRL 8126
Lineage: Eukaryota; Fungi; Ascomycota; Sordariomycetes; Sordariales; Chaetomiaceae
Exons: 1
Coding region: 183-1121 (312 amino acids)
Biological process (GO): cristae formation
Cellular component (GO): MICOS complex; mitochondrial crista junction
Source: RefSeq, a predicted model, not a curated record